AUGAAUAUUACACCAGAAGCGUACAAAAAGAGAAACUCAAUGCAGUUUGAAGAAGGGAAACAAUUAAUUUCAAAAAUUGUAUCCCAUUUUCCGACAAGGAAAUUCCCCAUAAUCCUAGACAUCGGUUCCGGAUCGGGAAAUCUGACCCAUCUCAUAGCCCAACUAAUCCCACACGAUACAAUCUUCGGCAUCGAUAACGACCCCGGCAUGAUCGACUUUGCCGUAAACAACAACCCCAUCCCGGAAACAAUCCGCUACGUGUGCCAAGACAUUUCCCAGCCGUGGGACCAACUUGCCCCGGAAUUAACCCGACUCGCCGGCCAGGUGGACCUAAUCCUGUCCAACAUUGCGCUUCAUUGGGUCACCGAUCUUGACACGGCGUGCAAAAACAUGGAAACCCUGUUGAAACCUGGGGGUGCAUUUUAUUUCAAUAUUUUUGCCAAAAAACUAAUUUCAUUUCCACGCGAAAAACAAUUCUUGAAGCAAAAAAGUGUUUCGUCUCAAAUUACUGAACUAGAGUGUAUCUUAAAUCGAGAUGAAUUGCGGGUAGUGUUUCGGUCAGAAUUGCGGCACAAUCGCUACCAAUUCGGUGCAGAAGAGUUUGAAGUCCUGGCGCCGAUAAUGUUUAAAAUGUACUACAACCUGAUUAAUGAAGAGGAAUUCGCAAAAUUGGAUAAAAUCGGGCAGGACAAGAAAUUCGGGACGGGGUAA
Folsomia candida is the source of this 711-nucleotide messenger RNA. RefSeq names its product malonyl-[acyl-carrier protein] O-methyltransferase. The record is from RefSeq and is a predicted model, not a curated record. The coding region runs from base 1 to 711 and encodes 236 amino acids. Gene Ontology annotation, molecular function: S-adenosylmethionine-dependent methyltransferase activity. The transcript is spliced from 2 exons. NCBI's taxonomy places the organism in Eukaryota, Metazoa, Arthropoda, Collembola, Entomobryomorpha, Isotomidae.